Messenger RNA from Pocillopora verrucosa, 22181 nucleotides. RefSeq lists its product as uncharacterized. Gene Ontology annotation, molecular function: protein binding; lipid carrier activity. The record is from RefSeq and is a predicted model, not a curated record. NCBI's taxonomy places the organism in Eukaryota, Metazoa, Cnidaria, Anthozoa, Scleractinia, Pocilloporidae. Gene Ontology annotation, biological process: lipid transport.
UUCUGGUAAACGAGAACGUUGGCAGUUACCGUGGAUCUGAAAGAUUUCAUCUCCUGCUGCAGUUCGAAUUGAGCGCCGACAGUAAAUGUAUCCGCACAAACAAUUUGAAAGAGAAGAGCGCAAAACUACAACAAAAUGAGCAACAAGUUCCUUUUCGCCUUUUAUUUUAUUUUACAUGUAGAAAGUUUGCAAGGGAAAACUGUCAAUCAGAAACCACUACGACUAAAGCCCCUCACCAAAUGCACGUACGAUUACGAAGUUACUGUUUACACCGCUCGAGGAGAAAAGUCCACCCAUAGUGAUGGUUACCAAGUUCACGCUUUGGUCGACUUAACACCAGCUUCAUAUGACCUCAAUGGGAGACAGCACUCGUACCUGAUCAAGCUCGACGUGCGGGAACCCCGCGUAAAACGUGUACAUCGAGGGCGUGUUCCUGCUAGCCACCCUGUCAACGAAGAGUUUGAAGAGCAGCUCUCAAAGCCAUUUUACUUCCAGCAGGAAGAUCAUGGUCCCAUUAAUGGCGUCUUUUUUCCAAAGAAGUCUGAGUCACCUGAAAUUGCAGCCUUCAAGAAAGGUAUUGCAGGCGCAUUUCAGCUUAAUCUAAAAGAAGUGUAUAGAUCCAACAUCUAUGAAGUGCAAGAACACGAUGAUUCUGGAAUCUUUCGAACAAAGUACAGGGUUAUUUCAGCCAACGAUACACACGCUCAUCUUCAUCGCUCCUGGACGAACCAAGAUUAUCAAGUAUUUGCAGACGGUACCCCGGACAAAGCACACAGGGUGCAGUCUCAACACAACACGCAUAUUCAUGUGAAAGACGGAAAGGUAGAAAGAGUUCGCCGAACUAAUAAAGCUUUUUUUAGACCUUCCAAUGGUCAUCCUAGAGCAGACAAUUUCGAGGGUUUUAAAGGCCAGGAGCAAGACAUUGAAAUGUCCACAAAGGGAUUUAGCAAACUGACGUUAAGAUCUUGUCUAGGACCUGAACACCAUCGUUCCAAACGCUCGGCAUCAGAGGAACCGCAUGUGAAGAUAGCUCGUACUCUCAACAAAGACAAUCUUUUGUUUACUGAUACUGGGAAGAUAAACUGGUCCAAGAUCGGUGGAGAGAAGAAAAAGUCGAGACCUUUCUAUGAAGUGUUGCGCUGUUUCACCGACAAAAGCAUGAAGGAGCGUCAAAUUGCUGAUUGCUCUAAUGAGAUGCAUCGCAUGGUUCGCGAGGACAAAGAAACUUUCCGAAUAAUUAACAGACUUGUUCGGGAACGGAGUCACCAAAACAUCACGUCGUGGGCAAUAUAUAUAGCAACGCUUGCCGGACACGGAAACUAUCACGCCCAAAACACUUUGGCGGAAGCCGUUAAGGAAAAUUACCCUCGAAUCCUAAGCAAAGAAGAAUACGAAACACUUCUGAUUGGAAUAUUCUACUUACCAGAAGGUCCACUUCACUCACAACUUUUCGAUGCCUUAUUGAAUCUUGCAUUAAGAGAAGAGAAAGGAGACGAAGUUACAUCAACGGCGAUGCUUGUCCUAGCCGGACUAGCUGAAAGAGCAAAGAGAUCGGGAUACAACGAGACUUUAUGUGACAGAGUCGCCGAGAUGAUCCACAGCAGGUACAAAAACAGAUCAACACUGUUUCAUACCGACAGCUUGGACUACGAAACACAGCUGAGAGACCACAUCUGGGCCUUUGGAAAUCUUGGUCAUCCUUCCGGACUUCCCGUCAUCUUGAGACAUAUUAAUCACGAGAAUUCUGGUAUUCGAUCAGCGGUGAUCUCAGCGAUGCGAAAACUUCCUAUGGAAGACACGAAUCAACACUUGAUGCAAGCGCUAUACGUUGAUGAACAUCCUGAAGUAAAAGCUGCAGUUGUUGAUAUUUUGGUUGAGCGUCGCCACAAUUUAAGCGAUUCAGUGGUACAGGGGCUGGAACGUGCGUUAUGGCAAGCCGCAGAAGGUGAGACUCUGGAUUCUUCGAUUAUUCAACUUAUUGAAAACCACGGGGAUCACCCUAAAGCAGUUCAUUUAAGGAAAAGACGAAGAGAAAUUCAUCGCCAAAAACGUGCUCUCUUCCAAUUCCUUCGUCCAAGAGAGUUUGCUCUUGGCCCUUCAAAGCGAUGGUUGAAGACCUAUGGUGGUGAGUGGCUGGGAGCCGAAUCAGUCAUACAGUUCAUUAAUCAAGUAAAGCUAAGAAUUGGCAUUUUUGGUGGAAAAUUUGAGGUGAAUCUUGACAACCAAGCUUAUAUUCAAGCUCACAUUCUCAAGUUUGGAUUUGAUGUCGUGCGAGGUAAAGCUACUUUCAAGGCUUCUGCCAGUUUCAAGAAUGAUUUCCCGAAAGACCUCAUCCACGUCAUUGCUGAUACUGGCGACAGUCUCCUUAGGCAGUUUGAUAGUAUUACGAGCGUGAUUGCUGAACAGAUAAACCAGUUUAUCAGCAAGCUUGCUGGUUAUUUACCGUUGCAAAUAGACAAAUUUAUAGAGUUCGUCAGCAAGCUCGUUCAAUUUGUGCAGAACCUGGUGCAGCCUUUACGACCGAUUAAUCUGAUCGGAAAAAUCAUAAAGUUUACCAAAGAUGUUCUAAGCCGCCUUAAGGACUGGAAGUGGCUAAGAGACAUGAUAAAGAAAAUACAGCAAAGUCUCGGAAGGCUGACUGCCAUAGACUACGUUUUUCAAAAAGUUAUUUCAUCUCUGGACAACAUCCUCAGCAUUCUGGGUAAAAUAACCAACUAUUUGCCUCAUAAACUGCCGGAAAAUUUCAAUAUCAAGACACUCCUGGACAUUCUUCGCUCGGUCUCUGUCGACCUGCAUUUUGAAAAAAUCAAAGAGUAUUUCAAUUCCUUAGGGAUGUCUGUUCCUGGCGGUUUCAAUUUCCAGCUUCCGUUCAAGUUCUCCAUCCACCUUUCGCUUCCUCUGGAAACACUUCAGCAAACUUCCUUAAAUCUUUUACAGUUUGCCAAUCGUUUCCUGGAUAUGUCUUCUUUGCUUGAUUUUCUCCAAAGCAUUAGAUUCCCAAGAUUACAGUUACCAGACAUGAACCGACGAUUCCCUUCUUUUAAUUUGAGUGGUUUUAACUUUGGUCUGCGUUUUGAUUGGCGAAUCAGCCUCAAGUUCAAGCUCAAUCUGAAAUCAAUGGGCUUCCAGAACUUUAUCACUAUUUUAGAGAAACUUGGAGCCUUUCUAGUACAGUUCAAACUCUCCGGUUUUGAUCUCGAAAAGUUUUUUGAAGAAAUAUUGCCUGGCAAGAACUUCGAUCUUGGAACACUUUUUAAAGAAAUUUUGGGCGGAAACUCCAACUCGAAUUCUUCAAAUUCGGCUGCAGCUCUGCAAGAAUUCCUAGAGAGUCUUUUUGAACUACUUGACGUUCAAUAUGGAAAUGUGUUAGCAAUAGCUGACAUCACAGAUUUCUUUCAGGAGCUUGGGCCGGCAGUGGAGCAGUUCACGAAGAGAAACGUGCAGCGUAUAUGUGGAGUGUAUAAAUUGGCUUUGAAUUCAUCACAGGAAUUUAGAGAGUUUGGAGUAAACGUUGAGCAGAAAGGAAUUCAGGUGCUUCGGCUAGUGGAGAAUACCACCCAGAGUGCACUAACGGAACUACUAAACUUUACUGUCCUUGUAGAUUCUCUAAUAGACGAAAUUCAGCGCAACUUUACCACAGCUGCAAAAGGAUUCGUUUUAGACUCGCUGCAAGAGCUCACAGGCAAACUGAAAGAUAUUCGGAAUCUUGCAGAUGAUAUAGUGGACUUUGCCAACGGGACAGCCUCACAAGUCAAUGGUGCAUGCACCAAAGCUACAAAUUUCUCCGCUGACAUAAUAGAUAAAGUACAAGAAAACGCUCGUGAAGCACUCAUGGAGUUAGGAUCGUUCAUUGGACCUGUCGCCACUAACAUAAAGGCGGUUGGAGGACAAUUAAAAUCCGCCGUGUCUAAUAUCGAGACGUGGCAUGCAGAGAAUAUGGCAGCUCGUGUCGGGAAGAUUUCUCGCGUUGCCCAGAUAAUAUCAGAUUUCCUUUCAAUUCUUAAUACAAAGAAAGGGUUUCUCAAAUCCGUCCGUGAAAUAGCUAUGAAAAUCAACGAGGCCCUAGCGCAUCUCCGGAAUCUUCCAGAGUACGCGACUAAAGCAAGGAAAACAGUAGAUGAUAUACUUAACUUUGCAGACAGAGCUCAAGACUACGAAAAAGAGAUCAAGAAGCUUGAUAUCAGAAAGCAGUUUGGACUUGACUUUGAUCAGCGAAUAAGAGAUGUCUGCAACAAGUUUAAGACCAUCGCUGCUGAGACGCUCGAUAAGUUUGGAAACUAUGACAUUGUCAAAGAAGUUGAUACGUUUUUCAACAAAGAGGCUGAUAAGCUCAUCAGCAAAGCCAUGUCAAAGUUUCUUAUAAUUAAAGAACCGAUUGACGAGAUGCAAGACGAAUUACGAAAUAUCAAAGCCAUGGUACGUGAAGUGAUGGGUGUCUUAAUUGAGCUUAAGCCUUUCACCAACAAUUUUUCGCCUAUUCUAGAGACGGCAGGUAAACUACCCGACUGCAAGCAGAUCAAGAAAAUACUCGUAGAGAGCACCAAACCAUGCGUCCGCAAAGCUUUUGGGGUUGGGAGAUACGUCAUCGAUCAGUAUAAGGACUUCAAGAAGGAAGUGAGAGUUCUAUAUGACAUGGUUCCGGCUACAUGGAAGAACUUCAAAAUACAGAAGUGUAUCAAGGGUGGAGGUUGCAUUUCCGAAGCUUUUAUCGAUCAAGCUAGAACCAUCAAAGAUAAGGUUGAUGUGCUUAAAGAUAAGUUUAAAGAAGCGAGUGGAUACACUGACCUGCUUGAAACUUGCAAACAAGGAGUUGAUAACAUCACAGCUGUUAUCGACACGGUGAAACUAUUAGCGGAGCAAGUCCGGAAUUUCUCCCUUAAAGAUGAUGUUCAAAGAGUAAAGGCGGUUUUCCAAAAGAUCACUGGCCGAAAGGCUGAGAACAAAGAGGGGAGUGGCAUUCAAAAGCGCUUCGUAGGAGAAGUAAAAGGACGAAUCGAAAGAAUUGUGGACUAUAUACAGAAGGCAAGGGAAACUAAGAAGAAAAUGCAAGACUUUCUCGAAAACACAUUCAAAGCAAUGAGAAAUGUUUACGAUGAUGCUGUUCUAGAACAUAUCGAAGCCGUUGAAGAUGUGCGUUCCAAACUUAAACUAUCAUACGAACUGUGGAAAAAGACAAAGAAUAUCAACCACGUCCUGGGAGGACUAGGUACUGUUACCCAAGGUGCGUUACAAUAUGCUGAUAGCUUAAAAGGUGUAACAAGUUCAGUCUCGAGCCCAAUCAUCGACCUCUUAUCUGAAACAGGAGAACUCAGUGAUGUCGUGAAGCCCUUUCUUGACAAAUAUGCCACCAAAUUCACUGAUACUGUAACAAAAGUCAACAACUUUAUGGACAAGGUCACAGACUUUCUUAACAAGCUACAGCUGCGACAGAGAGGAUUAGACCCCAGGGCCUACAAACCGUGGGAACAAAUACCCUAUUGUUCGGAGGAAGUUUGUGUACGAUCAAUCCAACGAUCGUCAUCACUCUAUCUAAAGACCAUUUUCACUUGGAAGUUCCCACAUCUAGAUGACCUUUCCUCCAUGGACAAGAGUGGGCGUUGGCUGAUCCCAGGUUUGUUUGAUGACUAUAAAGUAGAGGGAAUUUCAAGGCUCUCCCAAAGCGAGGUUAUUUUGGGUAUGCAUGGAGUCUCUAGCAACAAAGGGAAAGCAUCACUUUUAGUGGUAACCAACUUUGGUUAUGGAGUUAAAAAGAUAAUUCAACUUGGUAGUCAAGGAAGCCCUCUGGUUGUAAAAAUAGGAGGAGUGGCUAUUGCUCGAGACUAUAUCUGGAUCAGUGACAGCGCGUCAAACAAAAUUUAUUCCGUAAAGAAAUCUAGUGUGACAAGUUCGUUCCGGUCACCAAAGCCAUCUUGGGUUGGUUUGUCCAAAUCUGCAUCAGUUGAAGGUACCGCAACCUCUCUUUCUUACGAUGAGCUAUUCAAUUUCCUGUGGGUAACAGACGGGAAAGGUGGAAAGGCCUACGGCUAUAAGCUAUCUGCUAAUGGGGAUCUGUCUCCUUCUGGCUUGACACCCGACAGAGUAAUCAUCAUCGGAGCAAACGCACAAGGCAUGGCUAUCGUCAGACAGUUCAGUACCGAGUAUGUUUGCAUCUCGAAAUGUGCCAUGAUUUCUGGUUUCCAAUGUAAGCUCGAGUUCCAUGACAUCAGUAAUGGUGAUGAGACUGGAGAAGCCACGCUCUCUAGAGUCGUCAGAACCCCUUCGGGCUUAGAGUCGGUCUGCAGAGUUGACAGUGAAGUAAUCGCAGUGGUGUUCUCAAGUGGUACUUAUGCUGAGAAAGAUAAUGUAGAGCUUAUAGGCGGAGACUUUGAAGAAAGAUAUUUCUAUCUCAGACUUCCGAUUUUGAAAAUGACUUUUGGAAUCCAAGAGAACUGCUUGUUCUUUUCGGUUAUGAAGGACUACAUUCUGCGACCGCGGAGGUUGGUUCCAUUCGGAGACAUGAUUUGCGGAACUACACGAAAGCGAAGCACCUCCCAAGAGCUAUUGGAGUCUGAUGUUUAUUCGGAGCAACUAGAAGAAGAUCAUAAGAGCAAUAGGAGAAUGCGCAGGCAAACCUCAGAUCUCGGAUCGUGUAUGACCUUGUUCCGUGGAAAUGUUCUUAGGGGAUAUCAGCAAUUCCUCCCUGAAUAUUCACAAAUCAUAGUUGUGUUUGGCAUACCAGUAAAACUGUUUGCUGGUGCUGGUGGCUAUUAUAGUGUAGACUUUCAAGGACAAGUUUGUUUAAAGGACAAGGUUUUUCGUCUUGGUCUCAUGCCCGGAGCUUGGAUCUCUGUCUACGCUGGUGCCGCUUUAUCACUCUUUGUUGUAGAAGCUGGAAUUACAAUUGAGGCAAGACUUUUGGAGACCCACUUAAUACCAGACCUGUUUAUCAAGAUUGAUAAGUGGCCAUUGAAAGCGUGCAUCGAGCUAAAGAUGCGAAUGACACCGCUUCGCAUAAGAGUCUGGCUUUGGUAUAGAUUCCGUCUCUGCUUCCGGUUAAGGUGCUGGUUAUUUGGCUGUAGUAUAAACAACGGAUGGUGUGGAAAAAAUACCAUCUGGGAGUGGUGGUGGUCAGCGAGAAUGAUUGACCAGACGCUCUUUACAAAUUGUCACCAAGAUGUUGACACGACGCCACCUAUCGCUGGGGAAUGUACGGCAAGGCAAGCUGCUGACAAAAUAUAUUUCGUACAGUGGCAUGGAUUCUCCGAAGAUACUAAAAUCAGCAACUACCACGUUAGGAUAGGAUCCAUUCAGGGUUCUGGCGAUGACUACUCUGCAUGGGUGGGAACAUCUUUAAGCAUAGUUGUCAAUGAUCUUCCAAUAAUGCACGGAAGAGAUGUGUAUGUCAGCGUAUUGGCGACAAAUGACGUGGGGCGUGAUAGUAAGUUGGUUAAAUGCCCUAAAUUUACGGCGAGACGUAAGAGUCCUCAGAUUCGGUAUGUCUACGAUGGUGUCAAUGAACGCCAAGAUGUGGAUUAUCAGUCAGAUACAUACACUUUAGGUAUGAAUUUUGCCUUUAGGAGCAAUAUAAAGAAUAUCGCAUACAUAAAAUGGGGAGUAUCGUCCUCUACCAACUGCACGUUUGACGAAGCUGAAGCAGAUAUCGUUCCCUUGACCACUCUCGGUGACUCAACUAUUAUCCAGACUUCUGGCCUGAAUUUGAAUCACGGAAAAAAAUAUUUCACACGCCUUUAUGCGAUGGAUUUGUUAGGAUUAAAAGCAGUCAUGUGCAGCGAUGGUAUCGUGAUUGACACAACUCCACCUUUUCCUGGACAUUUUCAAGAUGGUGCUGGUGAGAGCGAUGUGAUGUUUAUCCCAUCACUGAAGCGCAUCCGUGGUAAGUUCGACCCUUUCAAAGAUCCCGAGAGCCCUAUGGUGAGAUAUGAGUGGAGAAUUUUGAGAAAUAACACCAAUAAAGAUGUUACGUCAUUUGUGGAUAUUGCACUCACUCAACAGACACCCUUCAUGGAUGGCCUUUCUCUUGAGGCUGGUUUAGCUUACAAACUAGUACUCCGUGGAACAAACGCAGCAGGACUUCAAACGGUUAUUGAGACAAAUGGGUUUGUGCCAGAUAAUACACCACCGCAUUGCGAAGAGACUGCUAUUGACGUAACGAACGAUGAAGAUUUCUUUGAUGUCGACUUUGUUAGAAAAUUAAGCAGUAUUCAAGCAAAAUGGAAAUGUGUUGAUCGGGAAAGUGGCAUUCGUGCACAACUGGUGGGAGUUGGUACUUAUCCAGGAGGAGAUGACGUGAGAGCAUUUGAAGAUGUCAACUUUGUUACCCACAAAGUCAUCCCAGGUGGAAUGCUUUUUGCGAGUGUCUCUGAUGUCAACAUUCUUCCGCGAGUUAGAUAUCACGUCACCAUAAAGAUCAUAAAUGGAGCUCACCUUAAGAAAACUAUUUGGUCUGAUGGCAUUAUUAUUGACAAUACACCGCCCUCAGUCGCCUCACAAUACAUUAAAGACGGCGUAGAGGGGAAGGAUAAGAAUUACACCAGCGAAAGAUACACCUUCAGUGCGCACUGGGAACAAGCAUUUGCAGAUUCAGAGAGUGGCCUGAUUGAGUACCGCGUUGCUUUAGGGACUAGCCCUGGAUUCAAUGACGUUCAGAAUUUUAAGACAAUUGGCUACCAAACCGGAGUGACCAUUUCAGGUCUUUUCCUAAGCAGUGGUCAGCGUUAUUUUGUUACAGUUGUUGCCUGCAACGGGGUUGGUAUGUGUAUUAAUGGCAGUAGUAACGGAGCCAUUGUAGACUUUGUUCCUCCGCACACUGGAAAAGUGAUCACUGGAUCAACUGGUCCUCCGCUUUUGUACCAGUGGAUGACUAAAUCAGUAUGGGCAAGAUGGAAUUGGUGUUUAGUGGAUGAGAACAGAGUAUCUGGACCACUCGAUCCUAAUCAGUGUAGAAACGACAGCUUCUAUGAUGUACAUAGUGGCAUUGCGGGUUUCGCUAUUUCAGUGGCCUCUUUGAAGAAUGAUGACCUAUUAGCAGCGCUUAAGACGGCUGGACGGGUUAGGGUUACUGGGCGUAACAUUGACCUCGAAGAUGGAGUUUACUCAGUUGUAAUCGAGGCAAAAGAUAAAGCAGGUGUUGUUGCUCGUGGUUUAUCAAAUACAUUCAUCGUUGAUAGUACUCCCCCACUAGUUACGUAUGUUCAACACGGACAUUUCGGCGAAACACUGUCAGCUAUCAGGAAGUUACGCAUUACUUUCAGAGCUUACUUUGAAAUUGAGGAUGAUUUAUCAAAAGUUGCGAAGUACAAAGUGGGAGUAGGAAGUUAUCCUGGGACUGAUGACGUCAUGAAAUUUCAGUCAAUUCUAUUAAGUACACCAGCUUCUUCACUGCAAGUCAACUGGACAGCGUUAAACUCGUUUUCCGUGGAAAACAACCGACGUUAUUUCAUUACCAUUUGGGCCAUCAACAAUGCUGGACUGUUUAGCAUCAAAUCCUCGCCCCCUCUACUCUCUGACCAAGAACCCCCAAAGGGUGGAAUCGUCCUCGACGGAUGGGGCUCAGCUGAUGCCCAGUAUCAAAGCUACUUGACCCUUUUCCGUGCCCAUUGGUAUGGCUUUACUGACUUCUCUGGUGUUGAAACAGUACUAUUAGGUUUAUCGUGCAAGGCAGACUCAAUCAGCUGCGAUGUGAGAAAGGAAGAAAUUGUUCCAUCCAAUACCAAUUACUAUCUGUUAUUCGGGCUGAAUUUGACUUCUGGUCACAAAUACCACGCAUGUCUCAAGAUGAUAGACAGGGCUGGGAAUCAAGCGCUUUUCCAUUCUAAUGGUGUGAUUGUGGAUAGCACUCCUCCCCUUCCAGGCUUUGUGACCGAUGGAAGACCUGGAGCGGAAAUUGACCAACAAAUCGAGAGUUCAGUUCUUCGAGCUUCAUGGUUUAACUUUACUGAACAAGAAACAAGAAUAUUAACUUAUCAGCUGGCAUUCGGCACGUCUCCUGAAGCCCAAGAUGUGCAACAAUUUACAGAUGUAGGGCUCGUAAACACAGCUUCAAGCUCUAGAUUACAAAUUUCAGAGUUGGCAAGUGGCAGUCGUUAUUAUGCGACAGUGAUUGCACUCAAUCUGCUCGGUAUGCCCAGUAAGAUGGUUUCUUCCAGAGGUGUUUUGGUCGAUUUCACACCUCCCGUUUUCUCAAAGCCUGUUCUCGAUGGUGACAAUCCAAAUCAAGACUUAGGUUUCACCACUGGAGGUUCCUUGGCUGCCACAUGGACCUGCGAUGAUCCAGAAACAUCGUUAGCGUCCAUAGAGAUUGCUUUUGGGUUACAGCCUGGAGAGGUCGAUUUUAUGAACUUCACAAGCUUGCCGAUUCACAAAACAUCGUUUACAGUAGCGGGCAAUCUUCAACUGGGAUAUCGUUACUUUGCAACAGUAAAAUGCACAAACAAUGUGGGUCUUAGAGCCAUUGCUGUUUCAAAAGGCGUUGUCUUUGAUGACACUCCUCCAGAUUUAAUUUAUGUCCAAGAUGGGGAAUACCAAUACUCUACAAGAAACUUGACAGUAAAAUUCAAAUUUGCUGACGCGGAGAGUGGUGUAAAAGAAUAUGCAGUGAAAGUAUUCAGCUCAGUCGACGACGGUUACGGGUCCUUUAGUUUCAACGGCAAUGUUUCUAUAGCGGCUUUGAUUUUGGCCAAAGAUCUUGAUAGUGAGAGAAGGUAUUUUGUCAAUGUGACAGCAGUGAACGGUGUUGGGUUGGAAACUACCGUGAAAUCAGACGGAUUUACCGUUGAUAUUUCACCUCCAGUAUGCCUACAUGUAUGGGAUGGUCAGAGAGAUCUUCAGCAGGACUUAAAAUACGCUCCAAGCUCAAGCAAACUAAGUAUUUCGUGGGUGUGCUAUGAUAAUGAAUCUCCCAUACUUCGAUAUCGUUUCGCAGUUAAAAGCUUGCGCACAAGCGAAUACGUUAUUCCUUUUUAUGCUUUGAAGACACCCGUAAACUCCACAGGGUCUGUAAUAAUAACGGGAGGAGGUCAAAUUUCAACAGGAUUUCAAGAAGGGGAAACGUACGCCGGUGGUAUUGAGGUUCUUAACGCUGUCGGCCUGUCCUCAGUACAUUGGACGGAUGGUGUUAUCAUUGAUAGCUCCCCACCUGAAGUGAACGACUUGAAAUUAACAUAUGACCCAAAUAAUGAUUCUGUGAGCGCUUCAUGGGCUGCGAAGGAUGACCAAAGUGGACUCGAGUUUGUCGCAUGGGGAUUGGGAACUAAUCCAGAGAAUAACGACAUAAGAAACUUUUCAAAAGUGCCAAUAUCCAUGUCGACCGUUUUGAUUUCCGAUAUCCCUUCGUUAUUCGGUUCGACGUACUUCUUGCGGCUCCUUGCUGUAAAUAAAGCCGGCUUAUCUAGUGAGACGGCAUCAAAUGGCGUCGUAAUCGACAGAACCGCGCCGAACCCUGGCGUUGUGGUUGCUCAGUAUGUUUUUCCGAGCAAAUAUGAUCGGAACAAGAAUGAAGUACCAGGAUCAUUGAUGGUGGUAAGUUGGACAGGCUUUACAGAUCCUGAAAGUGGUAUUAGACAGACCAGCUGGGCCGUUGGUGAAGAUCUUCUCUCGCUUAAAUUAAGUAGCGGUAAUUUUUAUACCGAGAUAAUCGCAGACGACUCAGUGGGCGGAGUGGUAAUCAAUAAUCAAACUCUCGUCGAAAACAAGACUUACUUCGUCUGCAUUCGAGUCAGAAAUGGCGUUGGACUUCAAAGAACUGAUUGCUCGUCUGGAUUGUUUGUCAUACUUGGAAAGUUUUCUGCUGGGGUCGUGAGCGAUGGCCCAGUAAUUUCAGCGAAAGAUAUUGACUUCCAACUAGAUGACAAAGCAAUUUGGGCGCACUGGAGUGGCUUCAAGGAUCCAGCAUUUGGUAUCUUCAGGUAUGAUUGGUGCAUUAGGGAUCAACCGCCUAACCCCUCUGGUCCUGAUUUUUGUAAGUGGCCAUUCUUGGAGUCAUAUCAUCUGAAAACGUCCACUAACAACUUCCACAACCUGACACUCGAACAAGGCAAGAAAUACUAUGUCACAGUCAGAGCUGAGAAUAACAGAGGAGAGCAAGUCAGUGCUUCAUCGGAUGGUGUUGUCGUUGAUCGAACGCCUCCAGUAGGAAAGUCACUCCAAAUAUCCCCCACAACUGGAAAAGGAACUAUGUAUGUGAACACACCUUCUGCCCCUGUAGUCACGUGGUCCAUAGACGAUCUUGAAAGCGGUAUAAACCAUUUUCUUGUCGGAGUAGGUAGUUUCCAUUUCCAAGACAACUUGCUAGGUUUUAAACGUGUAGACAGCCUUAGUCGCUCCAUCGACUUGGACCAACUUAAUUUUACUCUACACCAAGGACUUGUGUUUCACGUAACAGUUAUUGGAGUCAACAUGCUUGGCCUGAAAACCACUCUGACAUCACAGCAAGUUGUAGUGGACUGGACGCCACCACAACCUGGUCUUGUAAUUGAUGGUAAUCUAACCUCCACGGGUAGCCAAGAAUUCUUCGACAUAGAUUAUCAGCGCGAAAAUGGGGUACUGUCUGCUCACUGGAAGGGAUUUCAAGAUACUGAGAGCAGUGUUGCUGAAUACAAUUGGUGUGUUGGAACGACGCAAGGAGCCUGUGACGUGCAUAACAUGACAUCUUCAAAUCCUCUAACAAGUGUGCAUCCUUCCAUUAUCCUAAAGGAAGGCCAACGGUACUUUUUUACAGUGGAAGCUAUCAAUGGUGUUGGCUUAAAAGAAACAGCUUACUCUGAUGGUGUAACACUGGAUGCCACUCCACCCAAUGUAGGGAAAGUUUUAGUUUUCUCCUCGUCUUUCCAUCGGUGUGAUGAUUAUGAUAAUUCUUCUUGCGAUAUUAAGCAACGUAGCAAUCGUUUGUUGUCGUUUUCCUGGGAAGCACCUUCUGAUGAGGAAAGUGGAAUUUGUUUUGUUGAGUGGUGCGCUAGCUCGAGAGCUAAAUCAUGUGAUAUAGUCUCGUGGUCAGCUGUAGAUACAAGUAUAACGUCGAUCGAGCACCCUCUUCCUCAGCCACUCGCAUCGGGAACUGUAGUAUUUAUUAGAUUAAAAGUUACAAAUUGCGUAGGAGUAGUAGCCACCGCCAUCUCUAAACCGCUGCUUAUUGAUAACACCGAGCCAACAGUUGGUGCCAUUAUAGUUGGAGACACGAUGAAAACUAAGUACCUGCGGAAAGACGACCCCAUAAUAGCAGAAUGGAGUGGAUUUGUUGAUCUUGAUAGUGGAUUAAGUCACUUUGAGUGGGCUGUAUGUCACGCGGGUACUACAAAAGACUGUAUCAUUCCAUUUGUUGAUGUUGGACUCAAAAAUAGCAUACAUAAUUCUGCUCUAGACAUCAAACCUGGAGUUUCCUAUGUUGUUAUGCUUCGAGCCCACAACAAUGUGGGGUUGUUCAGUGAGGCUGUGUCUAACCAGUUCAUACUCGACGUCGCGGCACCGAUUGCAGGCAACAUAUACGAUGGAUCGAGCGAGAGAAAUGACGCAGCGCUGCAGAUAUCAGAAAGUGAUGUCUCCGCUAAUUGGUCACCGUUUAUCGAUCCUAACAGCAGAAUAACCGAGUACGAGAUGUGUGUGGGAACAGCACAAGAGAAGUGCGACGUGAGUGCUUUUAUCAGUGUGGGAACCGCCCUCAAAGGUAUAAUCACAGGUUUAAGUUUGAAUCACACUGGAAAGUAUUUUGUCACCGUAAGAGCAACAAAUGAAGCUGGUUACAGCAACAUUGCGGCCUCUAAUGGAGUUAAAGUCGAUAGUACUCCCCCUGUUGGGGGCAAAGUAAGAGAUGGACAAACACUUGAAGACAUCGAUUUCCAAGAGAGCGGUGCGUUUAUUUAUGCUAACUGGGAUGUUUUUCAGGAUGUAGAGUCUGAGAUAAGCAGAUACACAUGGUGUGCUGGAACAAGAAAGGGAAGCUGUGAUAUCAUCCCUGUAACGGAUGUCGGUGACAGCACAAGCGCUGGCCAGCAGAUUUAUCCAUCCUUUGGGACCGAAAUGGGCGUGUUCGUAACAGUAAGCGCUUACAACGGCGCAGGAGCAGUUACAAAAGUGACUUCAGACGGCUUUGAAGUAGACGGCACUCCACCUGUCAUCGCAAAGGUGGUUGACUUACACCGGGGAUCAUAUUUUGUCGACAAAGACUAUAUCAGCGCCAGGGACGCUUAUUGCGUCAGUUGGGAAACAGAGGAUGCUGAAAGUAGUGUUUUAAAGAGCGAGGUCUCCAUUUGUUCCGCUAUCGACGUGAACAACUGUUUAGUAAAAAAUAUGGAUAUUGGAAACCGCACAUACAUAUGCAUUGCCGAUUUAGAAUUUCAUGAAGGAGUCAAGUAUGUAACAACGAUUCGUUCUACGAACACUGUUGGUAGAGCGAGCGAGUUGUCAUCGGAUGGCUUCGUGGUAGACUCGACUCCCCCAAUAGUGGGUGAAAUCAUGCACGUUGAAAAUCCUCCGGUAGGCGAAUCCCCUGAGGUGUUCACCGACUCGGAAAUAUCUGUAAAGUGGAGUGGAUUCUCAGACAUGGAAAGUGAGAUUGAGAAAUACUUUGUUUGUGUUGGUACCCAACCUGGGGAAUGCAAUAUAAUGAGCUUUGCUGACCUUGGGAACGCCACUAGUUGCAUUUUGCAAAACCAGAGACUCGUUCAUGGCGAAACGUAUUUUGUCUCUAUAAAGGCUGAGAACAAAGCUGGCCUUGUGAGCGUCAACGCGUCCUCUAGUGGAGUUACUGUUGACAAUACAGGUCCCACAUCUGAAGGACAAAUUUUAGAUGGAGCAAAAGAAGGUGAAGACAUUGACUUUCAAAAAAGCAGGACUUUCAUCGCAGCUCAUUGGAAUGAAUUUGCAGACCUCGAAAGUGACGUCAAAAGUAUCAGGUGGUGUGCUGGUUUGUCACCAGGUUCAUGCAAUCUUGUUCAAGAAACCGAACUUACUCCAUCGAGUACCUCCACACGUAAGGUUCUCAACAAACCCGUAAAGAACGGUGAGCGGUACUAUGUCACGGUGAACGCAGUUAACGGAGCAGGCGUUCAAACCUCAUACAUGUCAGAUGGAGUGACUGUUGAUGAGACUCCGCCAACUUCCGGGAUUGUGAUCUACGGAAAUGGCAUAGAGAGCAGUUAUGUAAAUGGAGAGGAAGAUAUUCGUGCACAUUGGAUUAACUUUGAAGACUUAGAGUCUGGCAUCGAGUCCUAUGAAAUAGCUUUGUGCGACGCCCGGAGCGUGUCCAUCUGUCCACAAUCUUUUACUGGAGUGGGAAAAGCUACCAAUGUUUCGAUAACAGGAGUAGACCUUGAAAGCGGCGGUCAGUACUUCGUCAUCGUUAGGGCCUUCAACUUUGCCGGUCUCUAUGCUCAAGCUUCCUCUGAUGGAUUCACGGUUGAUUUUACCCCACCCUUGACAGGCGAAGCAAGGAUUGGAACUGGACUCCAGCCAGCCAAAUACCAAUCAGAUUUGACGAAUUUGACUGUCAGGUGGGAUCAAUUUAUUGACCCCGAAAGUAGAAUAUCUCUAUAUAAAGUUUGUGUCACUACUGUCCCUGGGAAUUGUACAGUCACCAAAUACAUUGACGUGGGUAUGGAUGUCAGCUUCACUAUUCAUGAGUUAAAUCUACUUCAUGGCGAAUCAUAUUUUGCAAUUGUAAAAGGAACAAACCAUAUCGGAAUGUCCUCGGAGAUGGCAACAAACCAAAUAUUGAUCGAUUCAACGCCACCAGUUUUGAAAUAUCCCGACAACGGUCUGAUCAACACUACUAGAGAAAAUCCUACCGGAAACAUUUCUGUUCAUCAGGGGCUUCAGUUUCCAACCAAAACGACGAUUCAAGGCAGCGAUCACGUACGUUUCAAGUGCACUGAAGAAUUACUGACUGCUGACUGGGAUGAAUUUGAAGAUCCAGAGAGCCAGUUAGAGCGAUAUGACUGGUGUGUUGGAACAUCUCAAGCACAGUGUGAUGUAUUAACUUUAAGGUCCGUGGAAAAAAGAAGCAAUGGAGCAGAUAUAACAAAUAGAAUAUCUUCAGGGACGCUGCUUUUUGCAACAGUAUACGCCAUAAAUGGCGUAGGAUUGAAAGCUCGUUUGGUAUCUGAACACUGCAAGGUCAUAUCCGUUGCACCUAUGGUUGUGGAAGUUAUCGAUAUUCCCGCUUCGAACGGAACCACUCUCUCCGACAUUGACUGGAAAUCUAUGGCCCAAAGUUUGUCACUCAGAUGGGAGAUAUUUGGAAGAUAUUUUGAAGAUAUUUCACGUUUUCAUAUUCAGGUAGCUAUCACACAGCCUUCUUCGAACCUGUCUUUGCCGCAGAUUGACUCCGCGAAGUCCUGGCGUAGCGAACCGCUAGUACACGAUUUCAUGGACGUAUUGAAAUGGCAACGAAAUGUGACUCUUCAGGGCGUGACUUUAGAGCCAUGGGAACGUUACCGAGAAGUUGUGAGGGUCUGGAACGAAGGAGGUAUUUACAGUGAUUCUGCGAGUGAUGGACUGAGAAUCGAGCCUGCUGCUCCUCCAGAGCGUGGAUUAUUCCUCUCAGAUAAGGCAGCCAAACAAGAGCCCCAACGUUGGCUCCCAGAUCUAAGAUUGCCUACGGUUAACGAGAGUGCAUUAGACUCGGAGAUAAGAUAUAUAUCUUCCCCUGGAGAGGUGGAAUUGAUCGUGAGAAGUGGCUUAAAUGACUCCAGCAAUAGAACAGCUUUCAUUUUGGAUCACAAUCUUUUCAGUCCGACUAAGGAAUUUAAAAUUAUUGUUCAAAGAGUUGCAUCAGACACGAAUGAAACCAACACCACUGAGGAGUUGCGCGUAAUGGAAGUCUUCCCGGGUUUUGCCGAUCCCGAUGGUCCAUGUUGUACCAGGCGCCCGCUUGAUCCCCAAUCUCUCUUCAGUGACACUCAUUUUAAAACAACCAUGCCCUCUUAUCAUUUUGGUGUUUCUAUCGCAAGGCUACCAAACGAUCAUUUUGCUGUUGGUUCUGCAGAUAAGGCGUUUGUUUUGCCCCUUCGAAACAGGGCUGCCAGCCACAUAACAUUGCCAGAUUACAUUGUUGGUUUUCCGACAACACCCAUCACUGUGGUAUCUCACGGUAAUAGGUCCGUAUUCAUGGCCAAUGGUAAAGCCUAUAUUUUUCAAAGUGAAGUCAAUGACACCGGCGACCUUGACUUAACUAAGACUGCAAUUUUGGGAAAUUGUAGGACUGUAUCAAGCGAUAUGUGUGACGCAAGCAACAAGUGGGCCGAUAAUGUGAAACAUGUGAUAGCCAUCAAUCACAAUACGAUCGCUAUGACAGGAAUUAACUCAUCUACGAACACCAGUGUUGUGGCCCUUUUCCAGGAACGGGAUGGUAUGUGGAAGCUUGCGAAAGCUCUGGGAAAAGAAAACAAUCAUAAUAACUUCGGACUUUCCUUGUCUUUGAACAAGCGUAUCUUAGCUGUAGCGACAGGAGAAGGGAAGAAUUCUUGCAUCUCAGUGUACUCUGUUGAGAUGUUUACAUUGCUCAUGACAAUUCGCAUUUCUGAGCUCGGAAAAAUGACUACUCCUUUUUCACUUUUUCUUACGGAGACUGACGCGCUAAUAAUGGUAUCUGAGGACCACAAGUCUGUAGAUGUUUUACAGCUCAACAUCACAUCAAGUUCAUACAAAGAUGUAUGCGACUUUCAAAUCACACAAAACGAACAUCUUAGUGGACACCUCGAUGUCGAUGCUCGAGAUGGAGGUUACAUCAUCGCAUUGGGUAUGCAGACAUCAGAUGGCCGAGAGGGUGUGCUAUUGUUAGGUUUUCAUGGAAUCUUUACGGACAAUGAACUUAAAAAAUGUGCCAACCUAGGACGUGUGAUCGCACGAGAAAGUGGACCAAGAGUGGAUGAUGGAAUUCCUCGUACUUCCGUUUCCUUUAUCAACGAUACAGUUUUGUUUGGUGCCCCAGAUGUUAUCGCAUGGCCAGGACAAGGUGAAAAUUCAGGUACUGGAAGGAUUUAUAUAGCAACUUAUUGUCCUGCUGAUCAUGUUCGGGUCAGGGUAUCUCAGAUAAAGGACAUUGGGUCGGUGCGUUGCGUACCUUGCGAGACUGGACGGAAAUCAUUUGGCGGGUUCGCUGACAUGUGCAUGGAGUGUGAAGGAAUGUCAUGCUUAACACCUCAAAGUGACGAUCCUUUCAGUUUUAAAUCAAAUAUUUGUGACGCAGUUUCUUGUCAUUCUCAAUCGAUUUUGAAUGCAUCAACAAACGGCUUGAACUUCUCCUUCGCAAAAAGAUCAUUUUUCGUCCCUGGCCCGGAGAAUUUGUACACGGUGCAGUUGCUUGAAACAACACGAGCCGAUCUUUCAACAACUUCUCUCUCAGAGUCGUUCGUGAUCGAUCCGACCUCCCCUAAGAUUGGACUUGUCUAUGAUGGACUUGGGAGCGACCCAAACAAGAACUGCUCGGACAACUCGACUUUUGGCGAAGACAGUCAGUGCUCUUCUCGUGACUUUAAGGAAACGGAUGUGGACUACACCAAUAAUACGGGAGAGGUACACGCCAGAUGGCUUGACUUCCUCGACGACGAAAGCGACAUCGUAGAGUACUUCUGGUGUGUAGGAUCUAGGCCCAUGACAGACGACAUUCGGCAAUGUGAAAGUACGGGAUUGAGGCCAAACGGAAGUCAUUACGGUCUUAACUUUGGGCAGGGUGACUAUUACUACGUAACAGUUGUAGCCUGCAAUGGAGCUCGCAGAUGUUCUGCCGCUCACAGUGAUGGCGUCACCAUAGAUACCACACCACCUGUGAUGAAUUAUGUCAGGGAUGGAAUUAUGGGGCCUGAUAUGGAUUUUCAGGUCUUCGUUGAUAUUAUCUUUGCCUAUUUCUCUGCAAGUGACCUUGAAAGUAAUGUGACAUCAUAUGAGGUUGCUUGGGGAACUGCCCCUGGUUUAACGGAUGUCAAGGAGUUCGAGGAAGUUACGAACACUACCAUAUGGCUAGCUAAUUUCAAAGACGACGCACUUGGCGUAGGCAAUAUAUAUUAUGCCACUGUUCGUGCUACAAAUGGAGCUGGCCUACUGUCGGAAAGGCUGUCGUCCAACGGAAUCGUCGUCGGCAAGUCAGAAUAUAUUUUUGAUAACGCAACUAGUGCUGAGUUUUUCUUUGAUACUGUGAAUGUUAAAGAAGAUGGUACUCGCAAGGAUGGAGGAGUUGGAAAGACAUACGGGACAUUGACUGUACCUGAAGGUGCUGUCAAGGAACAGGUGAAGUUGAGAUCGUACAGUUUGGAUGACAAAACAAUGGAUACAAAUAAGACCGACGAGGGUCCCGUUAGUAACCCUACUUACACCAGGCCCAAGCAAUUCAUGCUUGGGAAUUACAGUUUCGUCAUCAAAGCGUUAGACCCACAGGACAACACAGUGAAAGAAGGCUUUAAAUUUUCUAAGCCAAUCACAAUAGCCAUGUUCUACGACGUUGAUAACCUGGUGAAAGCCAACAGUAAGCACGUCAAUAAUGAAGUCACCAAAGAAGACAUAGACCCUGUGUUGUAUUUGUGGGAUUCGAAGAAUGACAGCUGGUUUGAUGCGGCUCUCACGUGCCCUCAGCCCUGGAGUCACGUGAACAAGUCGAUCAAACUGCUAACAGUGCGAGUCUGUCACCUGACUCAGUUUUCAUUCCUUUGGUCAUUCUACGCUCAAAAUGGUUUGGUGCUACUUGAUAAAAACAAUUCAAUGUAUAACGAAGAUGGAGUAGUAAAAGUUACCCGCUCCAGACACGUCAAAAAACUGGAAUUUCCAUUACGAAGAGCGAAAGGUUCCCAGGGCGACAUAACAGUACAAUGGUCUUUGUACCAAAACGAUUCAUCAGACAGUAUGGAGAUCGUGUGGCCGAAAUCUGGAGAAGUGUUUUUUACAGAUGGACAGUGGACUGACUCGUUUAUCAUCAACAUCGACAACGACGAAGAAGAAGGACAGCAGAGCGUAGUGUGGGUCCAACUGGACGAGGCUACAGGUGGUGCCGUUCUUGCAUCACGUGAUCAAACUACAACCAAGAUUUUAAUAACAGGAAAUGAAAAGAAGAGUGGGGCCUGGAGAUGGAUUGUGACUGGGGUCUGUUUGGGGGUGCUUUUGAUUUUUGUUGGUGCUCUUGUGUAUUGGCUACGCAAAAGGAAACAAGAAUCGCAGAGGAAUGUGAGCAGCAGAACUGAGAUUGAGGUUCCGUCCUGUAGUUCAAUGCUUAGAGAACGAGGCUUGGCUGGUGAACAGAUGAAUUCUAGCGAUGUGGAUCCACCGAAACCGGUCCCGAAAACUGUUUCAGUAAUGUAUGGUGGUGGUACUGAGACACAGCCUGUCUCUCCCAAAGAAACACACGGGGCCGUGUCUCCUCUGUCGUGCAUCCCGGAGAAACGUCUUGCGUGGUGCCUGGAACAGACUAGUGCCCAGGAAACGAGCAAUCUUAGCACUAGUGGAGAGUCAGUACUGCAUAGAGGAAGCGAUAGCGCGCAGCGAUCAGAUUUUGGAAAGAAGAAAAGGAGGAAACCCAUUUUGACAAACCGCCGCAGCAAGACCUCAAAAGACAAGUACCAUGAUGGCCAUGAACUAGUCCUUACCCCGGUAAGCGGCGAUGAUGAAAUGGAAACCUCUUUCUCGUCCUUUCAAAUGAGCGAAAUGGGACGGACCAACCCCCUCUAUCCCCCUCUAUACCCCUCUAUCCGAGGAAACGAAACAGAUAUAUAGAAGGACGACGAAAGGAAAUCGAGUUGGCAGCCAGGAUGGGUCUUUAUUCAAGUGAAACCAUCCUCCGACCAGAAAACUAGACACUCACAAAAUACGGUAGUGGAUUCCAUGAUGACAUCCGUCGAAGGCAACGAAAAUUGAAGACAAGAAAAUAAAAUAGGACAACGUAAUGUAGCACUUUGUAAGCAAGAGAAGCUUCUACCUAAUUCACAUAUAUUGAUUUUUCAUUUGGAAGUUCUUUAUAAUUAGAUUCUGAUUAACAAAGAUAGUACCGUUCCUUACACUGCCUUUAAGGACAAAUUCAAAAUACUGCGUUAAAGAUUUACACUGCUUAAUUGAUUUUUUAAACAACUCGAACAGUUUGAUUUUCCUUCAUUAUAAGAGAAAAAUUGUAGUUGAUAAAACAGGAACUAAGUUAUUCAUUAGUGUUCCUCAGUUUGAAACUUUUGUAAAGUACUUAUGAGAAUUCAACUUAGAGUAAAAAGUGCAAACGCUUGGUGCUGUUAUAAAUAACAAAUAAAGCUACUUUUAAUGAAUGCUGUUUGCGGAUCUAGCACACAUAGAAUUAUGCGAAAUAUUUCGAAAAAAAAGAUAGCAAGAGUGAGAGAUAGAAAAUACAGUCUUAAUUUUAAAACGGAAGCGAAACAUUUGAUCCAAUCUAGGGCCGUACUGAUUGCAAAUUUCAACGUUUUAUCUAAACCCGAUUUCCGCCACCCAACCUCUCGAGCCUGGUCUUCGAACAUAACUUCAUAGAGAGAGAGAGAGAGGAGCGCGGGCACAUUUCCCAAAAAGCGGCAGGUAAUUGAGCUGACACUCUCGAGGUCUCAUUAGCAAUUCUCCCUUCUACCUGCAACAUACUUCCUCUAAAUGGUUUGGAGAAUUCACUCGAAGGUCAUAGCUUUCCUUGUGCUCCGCCCCUGGAAAUUACAUGUCAAGCUGAAUCACAUACGCAUUUUGGUUGGUGCUUAAUUACUCUCUUUUGGAGGACAGAUGCAUAAAUGAUCUCACCAGUAACAACAUUUUUUUCUCUCAUCAGUCAGAUUUCUUUUCUUUCUCCCUCUAUGGCUUUAUUUUUCUACCGUGAGUCCAAUUGUGAGUUUCUUUUUUUCCGAUUUUUGUUUAAACGACUAGAAACUUUAUGCUUCUGACAUAACUGUUGGUCUUUCUUUUCCACUGUGCUUGGCAAACUUGCAAAUUAAUGUGGGGAUAUACAUGCAUAUUCAUUUAACAAAUGAUUCGGAGAAGCAUUUGAACUGAUUGUUUCAAAAUAAAUUUAAUUUGGGCUGAUUAUUAAUUUUUUAACUUUGUCAGGUAUUCACCUGUCCAGAAGUUCUUUCAGAGACCAGGUUUGCCAUUAGAAGCCAGUAGGCGACAGAAACCUAUCGGCUGUCAGACCAUUUUGCGCAGGCUAAUCUAGGAAUUGUGAUCAAACCAAGAAAAUAAGUAUUUUUGAAUGGAUUCUAACAUCAAUGUCCGGCUAAAAUAAGUUACAC